AUGUCCGAGCCUAUGGUCCCAGAAACUUUUGCUGAUCGGCUUUAUCAGCGAUAUUACAACAUCAUGUUUUACUCCAACAAGUAUUUCCCACUCUGCAUCUUAUGUUGGUGCGGUCUCCUCAUCUUCCCCUACGCGCUUUUCGGUCUACUCGUCGACUUUCUCAAAUGGCAGUAUGGCGAUCCCAACUGGGUAUAUACCAAACCCCUUGAUCCAACAGAAGAUGAUGAGGAACGUAAUAUCGGUUACACUCCACAAGAUAAUACUACUGCUACUACGGUAGCUCCAGUCACAAGUGAACCCCAUCGCAACAUGACAACCAUGUUUUUCCGAGCAGGCGUCGCAAUGCCCAUGCCACGGAGGAACCCUGAAGAUGAAAAUAAAAAGAAACGCGGGGAUUGUCUCAAAGAAAGUGAACUGGACGAACUUUUCCCAGUUCAAACGUACGGUGCACUCAAAGCCGCGCUAAAACGCGAAUGGGCUGACGAAAAAAUUGCUGAAGAAGAACGAACGCGAGAAAAUGGUACAACUCAUGUAAAAACGCCAGCAGGACCUCCAGACGCGUCAGUACGGAAUUCAGUAUUGUAUCCAAUACCCUCAGAAAACUUAGCACUCAUGUGCACUAUAUGUCAAUGUGUCAUUGGGAAAGAAGAAGCAUAUGAUGGAGAAUCUGAUGAAGAAGAUGAGGACUAUGAGAAAACUCAUCAACAUGAAAAAGACGAUGACGAUGAAGAAGAAGAAGGAGAAGGAGAAGGAGAAGAUGAUAAUAAUUGCGGAGCAUCUGCUGCUUCAGAUCAAACACAGACAAAGAUUCCCCAUACACCUAGUCCACGAGGAGAUGACGUUUUAGUCCGCAGACUGGCAUGUCAUCACGUUUUCCAUGAUGAAUGUAUUAGAGAAUGGUUAUGUGAUGUUAAAGGAAGUUGUCCACUUUGCAGUAGAGAUUAUGCUGCAGAAGUACAUGGAGAAGAAAAGGAGGUUGACGAGAGUGUUGAAGAGAAUCAACCUGCUUAA
Molecule: messenger RNA, 1011 nt
Organism: Magnusiomyces paraingens
Lineage: Eukaryota; Fungi; Ascomycota; Dipodascomycetes; Dipodascales; Dipodascaceae
Exons: 1
Coding region: 1-1011 (336 amino acids)
Molecular function (GO): zinc ion binding
Source: RefSeq, a predicted model, not a curated record